AAGCUAUUCAAUGAGAUGCCGCAGAGGAACAUCGCUUCUUUUAACACGAUGGUCACCGGGUUCUUUGCUGCUGGCCAGGUGAACAAGGCCCUUGACAUGUUUGAUGCGAUGCCUGUCAAGGACUCCGCCUCGCUGAGCACGAUGGUGUGUGGGUUAACAAAGAACGGCCGGCUUGAUGAGGCAGAGGAGCUGCUGACAAAGCGCUUGCGGGUGACGGACAUGGACAAGGCUGUUGAUGCUUACAAUACGCUGAUUUCUGCGUAUGGGCAAGUUGGGAGGGUGAGCGAUGCCAGGAGAUUAUUUGAUAUGAUUCCCAGAGGUCAGUACCAGCACAAAAUGACCAACAUGAGGGUCUUUGAGAGGAAUGUUGUGUCAUGGAACUCAAUGAUGAUGUGCUAUACGAAAACUGGCGAUGUUUGCUCAGCUAGGACACUGUUUGACGAGAUGCCGGUUAAGGACCUCGUAUCAUGGAAUACUAUGAUCGCUGGGUAUGCCAAGGUGUCAGAUAUGCAGGAAGCAGAGAAGCUGUUUUGGGAAAUGCCUGAUCCUGAUAUAGUGUCAUGGAAUUUAAUAAUACGAGGAUUCACAAACAUAGGAGAAGUUGAGCAUGCCCGUAGUUUUUUCGAUAAAAUGCCAGAGCGUGGGACCAUUUCCUGGAAUACAAUGAUAUCAGGUUAUGAGCAAAAUGGGGACUACGAUGGUACAGUCAAACUAUUUACACGGAUGCUAGAAGUUGGUGGGAUGCCUGAUCGGCACACCCUCUCCUCAGUUCUAGCAGCAUGUGCGUCGCUCCCUAUGUUGCGCCUUGGAACUCAGCUCCACCAACUUAUUGAGAAGUCGUUUCUGCCAGAUACUGCAACUAGCAACGCCCUUAUAACAAUGUACUCCAGAGGCGGGGCACUAACCGAGGCGGAAGCCAUCUUCAAGCAGAUGCAAACGCAAAAAGAUUUCAUGUCUUGGAAUGCACUGAUAGGAGGUUAUGAACACCAUGGUCGAGCUACAGAAGCUUUGCAACUUUUCGAAGAAAUGACAAGUGCCAGGGUUAUGCCAACACACAUAACUUUCAUUACUCUCUUGAGUGCAUGCGGAAAUGCUGGCCUUGUCUCUGAAGGAUGGAGGGUUUUCCGCACCAUGGUUCAUGAGUAUGGCAUUGCUGCUAGGAUUGAGCACUAUGCAGCACUUGUCAAUCUCAUAGGUCGACAUGGUGAGCUUGAUGAUGCAUUGGAGGUAAUCAAUAGCAUGCCAAUUGCUCCAGAACGAUCUGUGUGGGGAUCUUUCCUCGGAGCCUGUACAGCGAAGAAGAAUGAACAACUGGCUCACAUGGCUGCAAAGGCAUUGUCCAAGAUUGACCCUCAGAGUUCUGCUCCAUAUGUUUUGAUUCAUAACUUGCAUGCUCAUGAGGGGAGGUGGGGAAGUGCGUCUGUUGUAAGAGAAGAGAUGGAACGUCAAGGUGUUCACAAGCAUCCUGGGUACAGCUGGAUUGAUCUGCAUGACAAGGUGCAUGUCUUCAUCUCAGGGGAUACCUCGCAUCCCCUUAUCCAGGAGAUUUUUUCAGUCCUAAAAGGUUUCGACAUGUCAUGCCGAGAUUGGAGCUAGACGGUCCGAAGCUGCACAAUUCAAGAAACGUGGAGCUGAGCAAAGAAACUCAAUUCUCAUCACAGUAUUUGUCUGCCCACGAUCUAGUUCUAGAGAGAAUGGAUUGCAACGAAGAACAGAGCUUGUGGCCUUAUUGGCCAAGUGAUUGGCUUGAUAAUUUCCUGCUUGAGGAAGAAGCACUCUUCUCCAAUCUACCCUUCCCGAGCUUCUGUUGCGAACCAUUAUGCUCUACUGGCUCCGCCGUUAGGCAGAGUAGCACUCUUCAAGAGUUUGAUACAAACUUUGAGGAUGAUGUACAGAGGUAUUGGGAUGAUGACGGCAGAAAAGGGAGCGAGAAGGAGUUACCACUACUGUGUUACAGUGAGGAGAACGGAGCGGCAUCAAACACGAUGACAGCAGUCCCUGUUAGACCAGAAAAGGUGUUGACAUUCGAGCUUGUGUCACAGCACUUCUACCUGCCAAUCACGCAGGCAGCUCGAGAGCUGAAUGUCGGGCUCACCGUCCUGAAGAAGAGGUGCAGAGAGCUUGGGAUUCCCAGGUGGCCGCAUCGCAAGAUGAAGAGUUUGCGGGCCCUCAUCAACAAUGUCGAGGCUUUGCAGGAGGCAGGCAAGGCGAACGACGAGGAGCAGCUGAGGGCGAUGGUGGAGAUGCUGGAGCAGGAGAGGAAGCUCCUGGAGCAGAAGCCAUGUGUUGAGCUCAAGGAUAAGACGAAGAGGCUUAGGCAGGCCUGCUUCAAGGCCAACUACAAGAAGAGGCGGGUCUUGGCUCUUGGAGCUGGGGAGGCAUCGAAGUAG
Messenger RNA from Lolium rigidum, 2390 nucleotides. Its product is annotated as protein RKD3-like. The record is from RefSeq and is a predicted model, not a curated record. The transcript is spliced from 6 exons. Gene Ontology annotation, molecular function: DNA-binding transcription factor activity. The coding region runs from base 1578 to 2390 and encodes 270 amino acids. Lineage: Eukaryota; Viridiplantae; Streptophyta; Magnoliopsida; Poales; Poaceae.